AUGCUCGCCACUCACUGGCUACCAGCUGCCCGGCUGAACAUCAACCAAGCGCGAAAAUUCUCCCUCCUUUCCACCCAUGCUUCAUUCCCCGCGACCAUGUAUAGAUACCAGCUAAAUCGCAAGGCCACACUAUAUGAUGUGACCCAGGACGAGACCCGCCACAGGAAGGAUGCAGUCAGCGUGUCUAAGGAUGGGUUGGUUCACGCGACUAUCGCGAAGUCAAGCCCCUACUCCAAUGGGCCGGUCUUCAUGCCGAACUCUCGUCUUAUGCAGCAAAUGCUACGCUUUGAUUUUGAGCGGUACCAGGAAGAAGUCACCGACGGGAAAUGUCGUUUGGACCCCACUGUUAUCUGCGUCCCACGAGGUACUCCCAUCCCGUCCGCGCUGGUACUAUGGAGAGAAGGCGCGUCUCGCUUUUCACUGCAACCUUCAAGCCCGAUGGAAAUUGAAAAGCUGAACGAGGUGCUUAGCGAGUUCUAUGAGAAGUCUGCGACAGUUGUCGGUGCAGAGGAAUGGAUUGAGAAACAUCCAUACCGGGAGAGUAUUGCCGACGAGAACGAGAAAGAAUGGAUGGAGGUGUAA
Molecule: messenger RNA, 582 nt
Organism: Penicillium roqueforti
Lineage: Eukaryota; Fungi; Ascomycota; Eurotiomycetes; Eurotiales; Aspergillaceae
Exons: 4
Coding region: 1-582 (193 amino acids)
Source: RefSeq, a predicted model, not a curated record